Molecule: messenger RNA, 3010 nt
Organism: Sitophilus oryzae (rice weevil)
Lineage: Eukaryota; Metazoa; Arthropoda; Insecta; Coleoptera; Curculionidae
Product: E3 ubiquitin-protein ligase COP1-like
Exons: 5
Coding region: 135-2123 (662 amino acids)
Biological process (GO): proteasome-mediated ubiquitin-dependent protein catabolic process
Cellular component (GO): cytoplasm
Molecular function (GO): ubiquitin protein ligase activity; manganese ion binding; metalloaminopeptidase activity
Source: RefSeq, a predicted model, not a curated record
UCUUGGGGCAUAUAGUGGUGAAAACAACAAAGGUGUUGAACUUACUGAAGCGGCCAAGCAAUUUGAUCAGGAAGUUCAGGGAAAACUUUUAGAACAGAUUCAGCUGUCGGUGUGUUGCCAAUAAGUUUGUCAUUAUGGCAUCAAACCGCGAUGGACGAAAUAGUUCUGCAUCUUCUCACAGCGGUAGUAACAUUCCGCCAAAUCGUGGAUCGAUCCGCACCCCCAAACGACCUCGGCCCCAAACUGGUGGCUACGAGGAAAAAAAUUCAGACUUUUCUUGUCCCAUUUGUUUUAAUCUAAUCGACGAAGCGCAUAUAACAAAAUGCGGUCAUACGUAUUGUUUUGGCUGCAUCACAAAAUCGCUGGAAACACUGAAAAGAUGCCCAAAGUGCAACGCCGCAAUCACGAACGAAGAUAUUUUUCCGAAUUUCUUGCUGAAUGAUCUCAUUAAGAAGCAUAAACUAAGAACCAAUGGAUAUGAGGCAUUAGGUAUUACUAGAGACAGUUCUGGGGAGUUUAGCACUGGAGCAGAUGGUCUUCGAGAUUUUGUGGCUUCAGAAUCACAGAACUUAACACUGCCAGAUGUGAACGUAAUGCUAGAGGUGUUAACCCAAAGAAAGCAGCUUUUGGAAGCGGAAUCUUGUGCAGCUCAAAAUCGUUUAGUAUUGGAAUUUUUGAAGCAUUUACUUAAACAGAAGAAGGAGAGACAAGCCCAAAUAGCAAAAGAAAUAACAAUUAUUGAACAAGAUAUUAUUGAGGUUGUGAAUAAGUUAAAGGAAGUUCAUAGUAAAUGUCCCACUUUGGAAGAUGUUGAGAGAACAGCUGCUGGAGCGUCAGAAUCAGAUGCCUCAACAGUAAAUGCUAUGAAAAAAGAGAUGAUUGAAAUGAUUGAUAGCAUUGGAACGUCUACUGGUGGAAAAGAGGAGUCUUCUGAAACGCCAACGCGACCUUCAGCUUCCUUCGCCAUGAGACGUAGACGCAUGCACGCCUACUUCGACGAUUUCGUCGACUGCUAUUUCUCCAGCAGGUCCAAAGACCUGAUACUAGGAAAGGCUGAUAACAAAACGAAAUCUGCCUCCUCGGUAGCUGAGCCCAAUCCGGGCUUGGACCAAUUCCGAGAGAGCCUGAUCAAAUUCUCAGCUCACAACUCGCUGAGAGUAUUGACAUCCUUGAACUACUCCAGUGAUCUGUUUAACAACUCCACUAUAGUGUCGAGCAUAGAAUUCGAUAAAGAUAACGAGUUUUUCGCUAUUGCCGGAGUAACAAAACAGAUCAAGGUGUUCGAUUAUGGAGGAGUUAUGAAGGACGUGGUCAAUAUACACUACCCUUGUUUGGAGAUGCUAUCGCGAUCAAAGAUUUCGUGCGUCAGCUGGCACAAUUACUAUAAGAGUACGUUGGCGUCCAGCGAUUACGAGGGGACGGUUACCAUUUGGGACGCCUCGACGGGACAGAGAACGAAGACUUACCAGGAGCACGAGAAACGGUGUUGGAGCGUGGAUUUCAAUUGCGUGGAUACGCGCUUGAUUGCAUCAGGAUCAGACGACGCCAGGGUAAAACUCUACUCUCUGAACGAAGCCCAUUCCGUGGCCACCCUGGAAGCCAAAGCCAACGUCUGCUGCGUCAAGUUCAAUCCGAAGAGCUCCUCGCACCUAGCUUUCGGCAGCGCUGACCACUGCGUCCACUACUACGACCUGCGCAACAUGAAGGAGGCGGUGAACAUAUUCAAAGGUCACAAAAAAGCCGUGAGUUACGUCAAAUUUUUAAACAGCGAAGAGAUCGUGUCGGCCUCGACCGAUUCUCAGCUGAAAAUGUGGAACAUUGAAACGCCUCACUGCCUCAGGUCGUUCGUUGGUCACGUGAACGAGAAAAAUUUCGUAGGUCUGGCCACAGACGGCAAUUUCAUCGCUUGCGGCUCGGAGAACAACGCUCUCUUUGUAUAUUACAAGGGUUUAACGAAGAAAUUGUUUAGUUAUAAGUUUGAAACGGUAGAGGGCGUGUUAGAACCGGAACGGCGGGAAGACGACACGAAUGAAUUUGUCUCGGCCGUCUGUUGGAAACAGAAUUCUAAUGUUAUACUGGCAGCUAAUAGUAGGGGAAUAAUAAAUAUUCUGGAAUUGGUAUAAUCGCAUCUGGGUUAAUUUUUCGUUGCGGUUAAUUUCAAAGAGACAAUCACUUGACAGAAGAAUGCGAAAUAUUGUUGUUGGGUCUCGAGCAGAACUGAACAUAAUUUAUUACCGAUUUUAAUAAUAAACUUGUAUGGAGUGGCAAAAGUGGGCCUGUCCAAUCUAUCGUAAACCUUUUUAUUAGUUUUUCAGUUCUUUAUUGUGUUGUACUAUUAUUGGGAGGAAAAUUGAAAAAAAAACUGGUUGAACUAAAAAAGAAUACCUAGUGGUUAAAAUCUGUCAUCGUUUGAACAGUAUACAGUGUCGAAACAUAGACAUAAAAUCUAAUUAUUAUUAUUUCUUCUUAAUGCUGGUCAGAAAAACGACGUCUAAUUAGCUUGGAAAUACAUAUAAAAUGACGUUUGUUUUUCGAUCGAAUAGUACUGUUUUGUCAACUAACCCCACGAUUUACGUAUCUAAAAAAUAUUUUUUUUUAUUUAUAGUUAUGACCAUUAAAGCUAACUACAAAAUGUUUCAGGAAAAUAUACUAUUUUAUUGCUUCUUUUUGUUAAAAAUAUUCUCUUUAGUGGAGAUGUAACGACAGGUUCAUAGUUAUUUAAUUAUACUACUUGAAAAUGCUUUAAAAUGAGACACCAACCUUCAGAGAAUGUUGCGAAACCUAAAUACGAUGUGUAAUGUUAUUGUGAUGAAUUGUGUAAUGGUCAGUAUAUCCCGAAUUUCAUUGUAUAGUAAAAAAUUAUAUUUAUUUCAUCACUGAAUAAUACCAUUCCAGAUAUUUAAUAUUAACCUAAAUUGUUACUUUUAUAGCAACAUAUUAGUAUUUUUUUACUUUGUUCUGGAAUACGAAGCUGAUAAAAAUAUCUUAAAUUAUAUAUGAUUUUAUUAAA